Hippocampus comes (tiger tail seahorse) is the source of this 1929-nucleotide messenger RNA. It is a transcript of the gene pex2, whose product is annotated as peroxisomal biogenesis factor 2. Gene Ontology annotation, cellular component: peroxisomal membrane. The record is from RefSeq and is a predicted model, not a curated record. Lineage: Eukaryota; Metazoa; Chordata; Actinopteri; Syngnathiformes; Syngnathidae. Gene Ontology annotation, molecular function: zinc ion binding. The coding region runs from base 830 to 1765 and encodes 311 amino acids. Gene Ontology annotation, biological process: protein import into peroxisome matrix. The transcript is spliced from 3 exons.
UCAACGUUGCAUCCCGGAAAAACAUGGUUUGUUGUCUGUCAGGAUCACAGUGCUGAGGAAUUCCUUGUAAACACUGAACUUACUUACCUCGAAAUGGGUAACAAUAUUUCUUCUGUCACGCGGAAACGUUUUUUUUUAUAUUAUUAAAUCCCAAACGUAAUCUAUUCCCGCACACCCCGCUUGUUUCGAAGAGCAUAUUAUUAUCACUGUCGGAUGUCUCGUAUGUGUCCACAGCGUCGAUCUUUUGUCAGUACUUUCAACAUGACUAUUGCUUUUAUCAUAUAUUUCCUGUAAAUUAAAUCAGAAAACCGCCAGAUUACGAGCAUUCGAUGUAACGUGCAGACCAAGAUGAAACUGCAGCGCUGGCUGCAUUACUUUGAAAAUGUCGCACACUCCUCCCAUUUGAUUCUUGUUAUUCUACUAAAUAAUCAAUGCCAGAGAUCAAGGUCUCUGACAUCUAGAUUCAAGGCUAACUUGAUCUUAUUGAUUUCUUUUGACUAUUCACUUCAUCUUUCUCAUCCCAAUCAUCACUCCUCUACUCUUAUCUGUCCUGCGGUUAUAUCAGCUCUUUUUUUCCAGUGGCUUUGAAUGCGCUGCUCUCACACAGACUAAUCCCCUCUCUGAUUAUCUAAUAAUGCUCUUUACUUAUCAUGAAAAAGAAUCAGAUGUGGGGUUUUUGAAGACUGAUGGGUGCCAAAAAAAUUUAAAACAGAGGGCAAUGCAAUUUUUAGCAGCGAAUGGAGUAUGAUAAACAUGACCCAUGGCUAGCCUGGAACUGAACAAACACCCCUACUUUACACCCAAGACAGACUUGGCCCACUGAAUAGGUAUGGAAAAGGAGGGCGAAAGCACUUGUGAGCCAGCGACCCCCGUCCUGCGCAUCAGCCAGCUGGAUGCUCUGGAGCUCGACUCAGCCCUGGAGCAGCUGCUGUGGACCCAGUUGUGCCACUGCUUCCAGAAUUUACGCCCGGGCCUCCUCACCCCUCUGGAGCCCGAACUGAAGGCGUUGCUCCAGCUGCUCCUCUGGAGGUUCACUCUGUAUCCCGGCAGCGCCACAGUUGGCCAGUCUUUACUGAGCCUCCGCUACCGCAACAUCUCCACCUCCCCGAACCUCCGCAAGUCUCUGUCCCACAGGCAGAAGUUGGCUCUGCUUCUGCUAACAGUAGGUCCUCGCUGGCUCCAAGAGCGAUCCCACAGCCUCCGACGGUGCCUCGGUUUGACGUCAGGAGCUCCUCUUUCUGACGGAUUCCAAAAGGCACUCCGCAAUUCCCUGGCCGCACUUUCAGGCCUUGCCCGUCUCGCAAGCCUCGUCAACUUUCUUGCGUUUCUCAGAACAGGUUACCACCCGGUCCUGGCUGAAAGGAUGGUUGGCGCUCAAGCGGUUUUUAGCGAGCCGAGCGUGACGCGGGACGUGACGUACCAAUACGUGAAUCGGGAGCUGCUGUGGCACGGCUUUGCCGAGUUCCUCAUUUUCCUGUUGCCACUCAUCAACACGAGCAAAGUGAAAGCUAGCAUCUAUUCCUUUGUGCUCGGGGGGGACCCAAGCGGCGUGGGCGGCGCACGGGACAAAGAGGGGGCGUGGCGAGAGUGCGCGCUUUGUGGCGAGUGGCCGACCAUGCCUCACGCGCUCGGUUGCCCGCAUGUUUUCUGCUACUAUUGUAUCAAAAGUCAGAGCAUUGCCAACAAUUGCGUCCGCUGUCCAAAAUGCGGCACGGAGGCGAGGCGACUGGAGCCCGCCAAAAUCGAGACGCUGCUCAGGCAUUAGAUGGCAGAAUCCCCCAAGGCCGUUUUGUCUUUGAGGAGCAAAUUUUGAGCAGCACCGUCCCUCCCGCCCGGUUAAUCCGAGGGAACUGAUAUAAGCAUUUUAUACUUCAAUCAAAAGAAUUGAAGAAUGAUAUAACUGACGGUAGAAUCGAACGUAGGGAUAUA